UAGAUUUAGAUUCCUGGUGUGGAUUGGAUUGAUGUCUUUGUUGAUAGGCAUUGCAAAGCCCAAAAGUGGGGACAGCAUAAUGGGCAUUACUGAAACUUUUAUCCUUUCGUAUUCACCAUGUCAUACUAGUCUAGAACUAGAAGGCAAACGCCCAAAAACCAAAUCCCUCAAAUCAACCAACAUUCCCACAUUCCAACCAUGAUUUCUUCCCAGUACCACUCAAUUCCUCUUUCCUUUCUUCUUCCCUCAACCCUUUUCAUCCUAAUCCUCUCCACUUCCUCUGCUUUCACCAUCAAAGAAGCCACAAUACAAGACCUCCAAUUAGCUUUCAAACACAACUCACUAACCUCAAGAAAAGUAGUUCAGUUCUACCUCCAUGAGAUUCACAAGCUUAACCCUCUCCUCCGAGGUGUUAUCGAGGUUAACCCUGAUGCUUUGGGUGAGGCUUAUAAGGCCGACGAAGAACGGAAGGCGACAUUGAAAGGAGGGUUACCGGAGUUGCCGGCGCUGCACGGGAUUCCGGUACUGCUCAAGGACAAUAUAGCUAGUAAGGACAAGCUCAACACGACGGCCGGGUCGUAUGCGCUGCUGGGAUCGGUGGUUCCACGCGAUGCUGGUGUUGUGAGGAAGCUGAGGAAGUCUGGAGCAAUCAUUUUGGGAAAGGCUAGCCUUACUGAGUGGGCUAAUUUCCGCUCGAUUGGAAUGCCUAGCGGGUGGAGCGCUAGAGGCGGCCAAGGACAGGUGAGUCACCGAGUUCAGAAUUUUUGUGGUUCUCCUUGGCUUCAAAUCUUUCUUUGUGCAUGUGCGUUGCGGGCAUGUUUCUAAGUAUCAGUAUCGUAUCGGACGAUUUGUAUCAAAUUUGCAAAUGUCCAUUGAAGGGUACAAAUCGAGGGUAAAAAAAUCAAAUAUCUGUUUUUCUCUUUUAUGAAAAGCAGGGGUAUUUCUGUCUGAUAUGGAAGAUCCGGUACUGUCUGAUACCCAUUCCAAUAUUGGCACUAAAACCAUGGUUGCACGUGUACAUGGUCCGGUCCCAUCCCAUCCCAUCCCAGACCCGGAUGCUCUCUAGUGUGUCAACCCUUUCAACAACAAGAAGAAGCAUCAGACGGCUGGCAAGACUGGGACAUGAGACACAUACGCUGUGCCUAUCAAUUGUUUGAUGCACGUUGGAGGGGCUGGCGCUUGAGAUGAUUUGGUUCCAUUUUUCGGGACUUCUUUGAUUUACCCAUAAAAUUAAAGCUGGACUGGAUUCUUCUUAAGAAAAGAGUUGGUAUGGAUACGAUAUCAAUCUAGAUUGGGCCAA
Molecule: messenger RNA, 1300 nt
Organism: Macadamia integrifolia
Lineage: Eukaryota; Viridiplantae; Streptophyta; Magnoliopsida; Proteales; Proteaceae
Product: probable amidase At4g34880
Exons: 1
Coding region: 199-825 (208 amino acids)
Source: RefSeq, a predicted model, not a curated record